Messenger RNA from Diaporthe amygdali, 1794 nucleotides. RefSeq lists its product as uncharacterized. The transcript has a single exon. The record is from RefSeq and is a predicted model, not a curated record. NCBI's taxonomy places the organism in Eukaryota, Fungi, Ascomycota, Sordariomycetes, Diaporthales, Diaporthaceae. Bases 1 to 1794 code for a protein of 597 amino acids.
AUGGAUCCGACGGCAGCACCCAUGAUCCGGAAGCUGUUCAAGUCGCCCGCUUUCCGCCGCGAUGAUACCUCAGCUUCCGCCUCAUCGACAGCAUCGUCGAGUACGGUCGACUUCUACGGCAGCCAGGUAGACAACCCGACCGUCAUCAACUACAGCUACACAGAUAAGCCCUCGAGGCUGUUGCUGUGGGAUGUCUAUUAUUUUUUCUACUACAUUUGGGCUCUCCCAUAUAUCAUACUGCCAUGGAGGCCCUUCGAUUCCGGGGAUCUGUCCGAGCUUGCGCCCACCAGAGGAAACCUUUGGUGUAUCUUCAUCCACGUUGUCCUGGCCAUCCUCCAGCUGGUCAUGAUAAUCUGCCUACCGCCUGUGGCCCUGAUCCUUCCACUUUGGACAACCUUGGCAAUCGUGGCAGUCUUUGUGGGCGUGAAUAAAGGCCUCUGCCUUCUCAUCAACGCCAAAGAAGUCUUGUUCCACUCAGACCCCGAGUAUGCGAAGCCUGACCAGAAAAAGUUCGCUCACGAGCAAUGGAUAUUCCUGAACGGAGUGGCUUGUGGCGAGCACUGGAUGAAGAGUUGCCUAAACCGGUUGGCGUUGACGUUCGGCAGGCCCAUCAUUGGGGUUCAUAAUAGGACUGACGGGGUGGUGUUUGACGUGAUCGAGUGUCUGAUCCAGCGAAACCUCGGCUACGCCACCAACGACGUGCGGUUGUGUUAUCGCAUCAUCAAGGAGAAGCUGUACAAUCCGCAGUACUCCAAGAUUGUCUUCAUCCUGCACUCUCAAGGUGGGAUCGAAGGAGGUCUGGUUCUCGACUGGCUGCUGCAAGAACUCCCCCAGAACCUGCUCAGCAAGUUGGAGGUCUACACCUUCGGCAACGCUGCGAACCACUUCAACAACCCAUAUCGAACGGUGGGAUCCCAAGUCAAGGCGGAAAAAAGGCCUUUGGAGGCAUCACUAGAUGUUGUGGCACGCGACGGCGAAAGACCAGCAUCCGCCUCAGACAGCUUGGAAGCCGGUAAGGCGAACGGACACGCCGUGGGCUCUCACCAGUCCCCGCGCCACCGCAGCCGCCGGCCCCCGACCCCAGGAUCCUCUCCGCCGCCGCCCAUCAGGACAAGCACAAGUGGCCUAGCCCCGAACGGCAGCGCAGGCACAGGCGACCACCGCGUACGCAGCCUGGCCAAGCAGGAGACGUCCCACCACAGCCCCGCGACGCAGUCGGAGCGCGCGAUCGGCCACAUCGAGCACUACGCGCACACGACCGACUUCGUGGCGCUGUGGGGGGUGCUGCACUUCGCGACGUCGGCGACGGCGGACCGGUCGAUGCCGCGCUUCAUCGGGCGCCUGUUCUCGCGCACCGACGGCCGCGGGGGCCACCAGUUCAUCCAGCAUUACCUGGACGGCAUGUUCCCGCUCGCAAAGGACGCCGUCACUGGCCAGCUGGUCGGGUGCAAGGAGGUUGGCAAUGAGUUCAUGGAGAGCGAGAUUGUGAUUGGCAAGUCGGGCGACGCGGGCGCGAACGAGAGGGAGGCGUUUGCGAGUAGCUACCUCGGGUGCUCGGACGAUGAGUCGGACGGGGAGGAGGAGGGGAAGAGUAAGUCUGGCGCGGCCGAAGUCUUUAUGCAUAAUGGUGAGAGCCCCAUCGCUCUACGGCGGAGGUUGGGCCUGGCGACUGAGAAGGUGAAGGUCAAGGAGCUGAGUCGGUUGUGGAAGUACCGCAACGGGAGGAGCCCGGUUGAGAAACCUCCACUGCUUGGGGCUGGGCUGAAUGGGUUUGUGAGGAACGCGACGCUGUGA